UUUAUCUUUUCAAAACACGCGAGUUGUAGGUCUUCAAGCUUGGUUAAUAUUUAAUAGAAAACAGUUUCGUUGCUGUCUUAAGUCGUGUGUGCGUGCAUACGCUUCAUCGCAAGAGUUCAGUUUGUGCCCGAAUUGUUUUUGCCGAGCUUGCACUUCGCCAGACUGGCAAACCUGGCCAACCAUGAAUAAUUACACCGGCUUUACAGACCUGUGCAUCCCGGUCACCGAUACCGAUAAAUUGGUAGCUAUAAUCCAAGAGGCAAUUGAGUUAGGAUACCGGAAUCUAGCAAUCGAAAAGAAGUUCAAUGCCAGCGCUCAAGACGUUGGUAACAAAAAAGAUCCUGUGCCCAAACCAACCCGACUGACCGAGUUGAGAGCAAGAUUCGGGGGACAAAUACGUCUGCUCAACAGGUUGACCGUGAUUUUUAGUGAAAAUACCAUAUCCAUGGUACUGAACAAGUCGAGCACCAUCAUCGAGUACGACGUUAUUGCUGUACAACCUACUACUGAUGAUUCUCUGGCGUAUGCAUGCCAAAAUGUUGUUUGUGAUAUAAUCACUUACGAAGUGGAUAAAAAAGUUCAGAGCCUGAAUGUAAAUCGCAAGUUGUACUAUAUGGCGAUAGAGCGAAAUGUCGCAUUCGAGAUCAAAUACGCACCGGCAAUCGUAAAUUCCCUGCAUCGGAUUGAUACUAUCGCGCAGGCACAUUAUUACCAUUCCACUGGUAAAUCAAAAAAUUUGCUUAUUUCGAGUGCUGCCACGAACGCCUUCGAGCUACGGAGCCCUUAUGACAUUGCAAAUUUGGGCCUCAUAUUUGGAUUAAGCGAAGAGCAAUCGAAACAAGCUAUCCGCGAUGUCCCAAAUAGAUUGCUACAUUUGGCUCAGGCACGUCGAUUCGGGAAAGCUGGUGUUGACAUCUUUCGUCGUAGGCGGAAGGACAAUGCCGUUGAUAGUGAUGAUUAUUCAGACUCGGAAUUGAAUGAGGAAAUUAGCGACGAUGAUGAUGGUAAAAGCGAUAGGGGCAACAGUGAGGGGCUUAACGAGCCGAUGGAAGUGACGAUGGGCUCUAAGAACGAGGAUGUUGAUGAAUUGAUGGAAAUGCAACCGGCGAAAAAAAUGAAAAAACAGGAAAAUAAGGGAAAAAAUAAAAAAAAUCUGUUGUAGGUUACGUUUGUCGAAUUUCUUUACCACUCUUAUCGAAGUAAAUUCCUACGUUCAACAGUUUUGUUUCCUUUUCUUCA
This is a messenger RNA of Anopheles coustani, 1239 nucleotides long. It is a transcript of the gene Rpp30, whose product is annotated as ribonuclease P protein subunit p30. Gene Ontology annotation, cellular component: nucleolar ribonuclease P complex. The record is from RefSeq and is a predicted model, not a curated record. Gene Ontology annotation, molecular function: RNA binding. Gene Ontology annotation, biological process: tRNA processing. Lineage: Eukaryota; Metazoa; Arthropoda; Insecta; Diptera; Culicidae. The coding region runs from base 182 to 1162 and encodes 326 amino acids. The transcript has 4 exons.